AUGGACUACGAUGGAAUCAAGGAGCUUGCCCAGUUCACAAUGACAGGAUUCCAAGUGCUUAACUCAACGAAUAUGACACGUGAUCGUAAAGAAAUUCUAGAAGUUGCUCAUGUAAAGCUUCCCAAGAGUCUUCUGAAGCUUUUCAAAGCUGAAUCAAGUUUAGGCAACUAUUCGGCUCUAGAAGUCAGGUUCUACUUCGAAAGGCAUUUCGAAUACUUUCUUAUCAACUUCUAUGUACCAUGCACGUUGAUUGUACUUCUAUGUUGGGUAGCCCUUUGGACGAGUCGCGAAGCUACCGGAGAUCGUAUAGGAAUGGGCAUCACUUCUGUUCUUACCAUGGUGCUGAUUUCCAAUGACAGCAAAUCAGAUGUCCCUAAGGUGAACUUCCCAACCGCUUUGGAUAUCUACAUCUGGAUCUGUUACACAACACUUUUGAUAUGCAUGGUUGAAUUUACUGUAGUUCACUACUUCACCAAGUUCAACACCGGAGAUCCAGAGAUACAAGCAGUUGAAAGGGAGCGAAUGUGGCGAAUCAUUAGAAGAAUUCCUAGAACGGCUGUACUCAGCAAUCGUCGACCACCGAGAAAAUUCCAUAUCGAUCAUCUUCGGCCGCAGACAGGAAUGGGUCGCCGCACAGAUCCUUUCGGUCUGGCGCAAAAUUCUAUCAGCGCUGUAGAUUAG
This is a messenger RNA of Cylicocyclus nassatus, 681 nucleotides long. NCBI's taxonomy places the organism in Eukaryota, Metazoa, Nematoda, Chromadorea, Rhabditida, Strongylidae. The record is from the annotation of a GenBank genome assembly.